CGAAGAUUGUCGAGCAACGAAGCCAUAGACGCAGAUCCGGCGCCAUUCCCGCUUUUCGACGCGGAGGAUGGAGUCCACUCCUUUGACCCUGGUGCCUGCGGCACCGUCGAGGCGGCGUCGGCGGGAAGAGGGCGAAUCCCAUCGCAGGCGCCGCGCCAGCCGCAGCCGCGACCGCGACCGCGCCUCGCGGCGCGAGGUGCGCCACGCCGAGGCGCCGCCCAGCGACUGGCUGGGGCCGUCGGAGCCGGAGCGCGCUUCCUCCGCGGCCUUCGGGCGGAGCGAGUGGGCACCGUACGCGCCCCCGGGCCACAUGGCCUGGCCACCGCAGCGGCCCAUGUAUCGCCCUCCAGGUGGCUAUGGUCCGUGGGGUGUGCCACCACCGCGGGAGCCGGACUGGCGGCCGGCCAUGGGAGCUCCAGGCACUUGGACACCACCGGCGCCCAGCUGGACAGGCCCUCCGACGCAUUGGGUCGGCCCAAGCUAUGAGAAGGGCCCCUUCGAGGCGUCCACGCCAGCGGUAGAGAAUGGCCACAGUGCUUCCAGUGGUAUCGCAGGUGCUGCCCCGCUGGAUCUGGCCGGAACCCCCGGUGGAGCUGGCGCCGCCCCGGUGGAGGAACCGCUGCCACCGGCGCCCACGGCGUCCGAGCGCCUUCGGAAUGUGCGUUUGGUCUCCUCGGGUUUGAGCCAGACGAUGCUGGAGAAGCUUCACAGCUUGGGCAUUCGGCCGAAGACAGGCGGCGCCGAGAAGGGCCAGGCGAAGCCCGUGUGGAGCAGAUGGACGGUAGAGCAUCCGCUGAGCUCGCCCUGUGACGCCAGCGCCCGUGCCUGCGAGCUCGGGCUCGACGCCGAGCACGGCCUCGCCGCAGAGCACGGCCUCUCCCGCAGCGCGCUGCCGGCGCCCACGGGCAAGCGCCGGGCGACGGUGUGCACCUUGGGCUUGGCGCAGCAGGGCCUCUGGGAGCGCUUUCGGCAGCGCUGCGGCACGCCUCUACCGGCGGAGCCGGUGAGCUAUGCCUCGCAGCUGCGCAGCUCCAAGCUGGGGCACGUGGUGGUCUUGGCCCACGAGAAGUGAGGACGGAGCGUCCCGUCGGACGACCAGUCGGUUCAGGCGACACCUGCUUCACGAGCGGAGCGGGCGGGUGGAGAAGGACGGCAGAUGAAGCCCAAGCGAAGGGAAGUCUACGAGUUGAUUUCACAGACAUGCAACUCUGUUUGUCCUGCUUGAACAGCGGUUGAAAGAUAUUGAAAGGGCUGUCUGUCUUUCCA
Durusdinium trenchii is the source of this 1266-nucleotide messenger RNA. The record is from the annotation of a GenBank genome assembly. Lineage: Eukaryota; Dinophyceae; Suessiales; Symbiodiniaceae.